Messenger RNA from Protobothrops mucrosquamatus (brown spotted pit viper), 4137 nucleotides. RefSeq names its product muscleblind like splicing regulator 1 (gene MBNL1). The record is from RefSeq and is a predicted model, not a curated record. Bases 31 to 1077 code for a protein of 348 amino acids. Lineage: Eukaryota; Metazoa; Chordata; Lepidosauria; Squamata; Viperidae. Gene Ontology annotation, molecular function: metal ion binding. The transcript is spliced from 10 exons.
GGCCGCAAUAACCUGAUUCAGCAGAAGAACAUGGCCAUGCUGGCCCAACAAAUGCAACUAGCCAAUGCCAUGAUGCCUGGUGCCCAGUUACAACCAGUGAACCAUAUCCCUCAGACAUUCCAAAAAAGAGGGGGGGAGGGAUCUGCAUAUUUCAUCGACACUGAUUCCAUUUAUCAAUACCAAACACUAAAGUUCCUGGGAUCAGUUGCUGGCUCAAAUGCCUUCCUUGAACAGGGAGCUUCUUCCAUUUAUGAGAGGCCAAUGUUUUCAGUUGCACCAAGCCUAGCCACCAACGCUUCAACAGCCUUUAACCCCUAUUUGGGGCCAGUUUCUCCUGGCUUGGUCCCAGCAGAGAUCUUGCCAACAGCACCAAUGCUGGUUGCAGGGAAUCCUGGUGUGCCAGUUCCUGCUGCUGCUGCUGCUGCAGCACAGAAGCUAAUGCGGACGGACAGAUUGGAGGUAUGUCGAGAGUAUCAGCGUGGCAACUGUAACAGAGGAGAAAAUGAUUGCCGGUUUGCUCACCCUGCUGACAGUGCAAUGAUUGAUACCAACGACAAUACUGUUACUGUCUGUAUGGAUUACAUCAAAGGGAGAUGUUCAAGGGAAAAGUGCAAAUAUUUUCACCCUCCAGCCCAUCUGCAAGCUAAGAUCAAAGCUGCCCAGUACCAGGUCAAUCAAGCAGCAGCUGCUCAGGCAGCAGCUACUGCAGCAGCCAUGACUCAGUCGGCUGUCAAAUCACUGAAGCGACCCCUCGAGGCAACCUUUGACCUGGGGAUUCCUCAAGCUGUACUCCCCCCAUUACCAAAGAGGCCUGCGCUUGAAAAAACCAAUGGUGCCACUGCAGUCUUUAAUACUGGUAUUUUCCAAUAUCAGCAAGCUCUUGCAAACAUGCAGUUGCAACAGCAUACAGCCUUCCUUCCACCAGUUCCCAUGGUGCACGGCGCUACGCCCGCCACUGUGUCUGCAGCAACAACAUCUGCCACAAGCGUCCCCUUCGCUGCAACUGCCACAGCCAACCAGAUUCCCAUAAUAUCUGCCGAACAUCUGACUAGCCACAAGUAUGUUACACAGAUGUAGACACUUAAUCAUCAAACAAUCAUAUGACAGAGAAGAGGACAGCGUGGUUGAGUGAAGAAUCAGGACAGGUCAUUAGCCAUAAUGUAUAUACCGUAAAAUAACAGCACCCAAAUUUCCUCAGCAGUAAGACAUCCACAUAUUGCAUGUUAACAAGAUGAAAUGACAACUUGGAAAUUCACUGCACACUGUUGCCUAUAUACUUUGUACAUUGAAUAGAUAUUUGUGCUGGGGUGAUCAUAUUGUCUAAAACAACCUUCCUUAACUUGAUGCCCUCCAUUUGUGUUGAUCUAUAAAUCCUGGAAGUUAUAGACCCAAGAAAGCUAAAGGGCAUCAAGUUGGAGAAUGUUAGUGUAAAGACUACAGCAUUGUCCAUCUUUUCUAGCACACAAGUAUGCAAUGCAUACCAAGCUGACGUAUGCAUUGGUAGACUCUUUUCCUACAUAAUCAUGUACGUCAUUUUGAAAAGACAGACUGUGAUGUAGCCAUAGAUCUAUAAUGUAUUGGUACGUCUGUAGACCAAGAUAUAAUUUUUAAAGUAAGUUUAUUAUCUCAAGGUUUACAAAUAACAAAAGGUGCACCUUGUAUUUAAAAUUGCCAUUAUAGAAGAGACCGUGCAUGCACAGUAUAAUUUUUUCCUUUUUUGUUUUAAGAGUAAUAUUUUUAAAUGUAAUAGAUUGUAAGAAGUGGUAAAAGAGGUAUCUGACAGAGAUGAAUGUGCCAAGUAAAACCACAACUGUGUAUAUUUUUAAAGCACAUCAAUGGCUUUAAGUACCGUGUUGUUAAAGAUUUUCAUGAAGUGCCAUAGACUGUAAUCAAAGUAGAGUAUUAUUUCUUCAGUGUUACUUUAAGAGCCACAUUUUUGCUUGUUUUGCUAGUAGGUAAUCAGUCAAAGGGCACCCUUCCGUUUCAAACCAAAGCUGUCUCAGAAAUGGCCACCUCAGUUAAUAAUAGACAGCACAUUUUUUGUUAUUUUUUUUAAAGCAAAAACAAGAGUGGAUAUAUAUGGAUCAUUCCUACACAUACUGGAUAUAUAAACCUAUAAAUUAUUAUAAACCAUUAUAGUUGCAAUAGUUUUUGCAAAGUAUACUGUAUAACAAACAAUAUUUUAAAAAGGGAAGAGCCAUUUCUGAGACAAUAUUAGAAAAAGUCUAAAUAAUUUUAUUUUGCUUCAAUUUUCUAACCUCUGUCAAAAGUCCAAGAGACUCUAAAUGUGUUGAAGGAGAUGGGUUUUGCUUUUCUGAUCCAAUGCAUCACUUCAAAGUCACACACUUAAAAAAAUAGUGACUCUAAUCAUGGGAAAAGCACUGACAUCAGAUGCCUGAUUAAAAAGAAAACCAAAAUAAUCAACAAUCAAUGAAAAUGUUAAUUAGAGUAGGCGCUGGGUGGGUUAAAUAUCGGGUGAGUUUUAUAUGUGAUUUCUUCUGUUGAGAUUUAACUGCUUUAUAGCCUUAGAAAGCCUUUACAAAUUGAAACAAAAAUAGAUGUGCAUUCAAGUUUUUAAGAUGGAUUCAUCCAAAGGAAAUCCUUUGUGUGGUUUGGAUGUUGCAGUUAGUAAAGGAUAUAUUUUGCUCUGUUCAGCAAAGCUCAAGGUGGGGGCCAGGUCUCUGGUAGCGUCGCGUAGAAUGGGAGAGGUGAGGGUUCGGUUCUAGAAUUCUCCAUACUUCCAAGUUUACUUGCAAGUUUUUAUGCUUGAGAGAUGCUUUCUAGUUAAAAAAAAAAAAAAGAAUGAUGUGUUGAUUUUACUGAUUGUACUGUACAUCUAUUAAAGCCUUAGAUUAUUACAUUACGGGUUAAAACCCAUACCAAUGUAAUUUCAAUCGUGUUAAGAAAGUAUAGGUGACUUCACAUGUUAUUGUAGUUUACUUACAUUUAGAGAAUAUGACUUAUUUUUCCUUGUUAAAAUGGUAGUUUUUAUUUCGUACAUUUAUUAGAUCAUUUUCAUUUUCUAUUACCAGAUGAAUGCCAUUUAAGUUUAUAGAAUUUUGUUUUAUUAGAUUUUACUGAUGAAUUUUUUUCAAAAUAUGAAAAAAAAUUAAAAAUAUUUUUUCUUCAUAGCAUAUGCAGUUUUGAAUUUACAUGUAGUGUCAUGAAUAUUCGUAUUCUUGUUAACUAAAUGAUUUAUAUUUUACUGAUUUAAUAUUACAAUGUAAGAAUAUCAGUCAUUGUUAGUUCUUGUCUAGUUUUCAUUAAAAGAACAAAGAUCUUUUAUAUGGAUAUCUUAUAUAAUCAUUGUUAAGUAAGAAGUUAAGUUGUUGCUAAUGAAAUGAUCCUGGCAGACAACUGAGUAAUAUUUUGAUGAUUUAUUUUGUUUGUAAUUAAUUAUAAAAGAAAAAAUCUAGUUCUUAGAUAUUAGAAUAAAAUUUAUUUUCUACUGUAUCCAUUUCAAAUGUUAAAAUAUUGUUUAAAUAUUUUUUGAAAUCCCUGAAUAUCAGGCCUUCUUAUAAAUAAGCUGCAUAAUCAGUAGAUCAAGGGACUUUUUGUUGAUAAUCCAAAUACUCAAAAAGUUUACGUAUAACAAGAAUUAUAAUAAGUGUGAGUGCUUGUGCAUACUCUUGAGGGAUGAUUAUGCUGCAAUUUAGCAUGUGGGAAAGUAUAGAGAGAAGGUUGACCUUUUGCACUUCUGUAUAUAGUCAAAUAAAAAUAAAGAGAGAAACCUGUAUAAUAGUAAGAUCUUAUUUUGAAUAAAAAUGUCUAUAAAUACAAGGAGUUUUGUUAAGGCUUAUAAAAAUGACAGGCUGAACAAAAUUGCUUGCAAAAAAGUGGCACAGAAUUAGCACUCCAUACCCCUUUGAAAAAGUGGCUUUGCUUUAUGUGAACAGCUUCUAGUUUGCCAGGAUUCUUUCAGCUGGAAAGAUUGGCCAUCCUUCUCAUGACUAACAAAAGCUGCACUGGUCUAAAUCUGCCUGAAGAUAAUUUCUGAUGAGACAAGAAAAAUAAAAAUUAUUUUUUUAAAAAUGAAAUUUCAGAAAAACAGGUACUUCCAACCAUUAAAGGUAAAUCAUGGAUCUAAUAUGUCUUACAUUACUCAAAACAACUACUGCAUGUUUCAAGUAUCAAGGA